AUGGCUAUUGUGAAAGAUGGUGGUAUAGUUUAUGACUCAACAACCGACGCCACCGUUGAUCCUGUGAUAGCACCUCCCAGCGAAGGAGGGGAAGCAACAACUUCUACCGAAGAGGGAAAUACAAAUGAAUUGCAUGAAGAGGAGGAAUCAGAAUCCGAUGAGCAGGUAGAUACAUUUAAUGAUGAUGCUGAUAAUGAUGGUGAUGAUGAUGGUGAUGAUGCCGGUGAUGAUGCUGAUAAUGAUGGUGAUGAUGCUGUUGAAAAUGAUGCUAAUGCUGCUGAAAAUGAUAGGGAUGAUGCUGAUAAUGAUGGUGAUGAUGGGGGUUAUGAUGAUAUUUAUGAAGAUGUUGAGGAAGAUGAAUCCCAACCACCGCCGCCAGAGGUGUUCUUUGAGGAAACUUAUUACAACAAGGGUUGUAAGAUAGGAAGCAGGUGUCUUGUGACUCAGACAGUAGAAUACAUAGAGACAUUUGAAGAAGAAGUCAGUUGGUUCAAGAAGCAUUCUCAAUUCAAGCAUGUAUUCCACAUGCCUAGGGAGCCAAACCACAUGGUGCAAGGUAUGUGGAUGCUUCUGCUUCGUACAGCUUGUACAAACAUGGAUAGAGAGUGUUGGUUUGUAGUGAAUGGAGUGCCUAUUAGGUAUUCUUUGAAAGAUCAUGCAUUGUUAACCGGGUUUGACUGCCAUGAGUACCCACCGAACUACAAAAAAAAAAUAGGGGGCUGGGAAUUUGCAAGAAGGAUGUUUAAAAGGAUUGAGAAAAUUAAAAUUAAAGAUGUGGAAGCGAAGCUGAAGAAAAUGAAGAGUAAGAGCUCAACUGAUAGAGUGAGGAUGACUAUCUUGUACUUCUUGUGCAAAGUAGUGAAAGCUAGCUCUAAGGGUGAUGGAAACAUAGAUCCGUUCCUUCUACGUGUUGUUGAUGACUUAGAAGUUGUGGAGAAAUUUCCUUGGGGACGUUAUUCAUUUGAUGAGUGUAUGAAAGGGAUUCAGAGAGUUAUGAAGAACAUGAAAAGGUCGGUGAAAGAAAAAGCACAAACUAGCUUUUGUGGAUUCAUUGUUCCUCUGGAGAUUCUGGCAUUUGAGUGUAUUCCACAUCUUGGAGACAAAUUUAGAGAAGUUGUACCGGCAGAGAGGGAUUGUCCAAGGAUGUGCAAGCACAAGUUCACCGAAAGUUGCAUGAAAGGUUUUACCUUGGAAGAAAUUAAUGCAGCAGUUGGAAAUAAAACGGCUAUUAUUAGCAUCUUGGAACCAGACAUGGAUGAGAAACAUCUUUUGACGCGCAUAAUAGAUGAUGGUUUUGAUGAUGGGAUAGGUGUAAUUGACCCACUUGUUGAUAGUUGGAGAGACCGUCUAAUUGUACAGAAGAAGAAGAUAUGGUGGAAAGGGCUGUACAAACUGGAGUUGGCUGGUAGAAGUAUCAUUCAAGUCCCUGAGACUGCAAUUGAAAUCCCAGAAAUUGGAAAUGAAAUCCCGAAUAUGGGUGCAUCUAUUAGGUCAUUAAAGGAAGCGAUGGAGAAAGGGUUUGAGGAAAUCACGAACAAGCUUGCUGGUUUGAAUGAUAGAAUGGAGUUUGUUGAAAUGUAUGUAUCAUUGCAGUUAGAUAAAAAAGCUGAAAGAGUAAUAUAUUGUCAGGACACGCCAAUGAAUUAUGGUCUGAGAACGCCAACAACUUGUGGUCAGGAGAAGUCACAUGACAACGGAAUUGAUCAGGGGACGCCAAAUGACCCCGUCUCUGCAAAGGCUCAUGAGGGUCAGGAGAAGAAUCAAGAGAAGGAGAAAGAGAAGGAUCAAGAAAAGGAGAAGGAGAAUGAGAAGGAUGAAGAGAAUGAGAAUGAGAAGGAUCAAGAGGAAAUGGAGGAAGAAGUGGAAAUUGAGGAACAAGAGAAGAUUAAGGAGCAAGAGAAGAAGAAGGUGAAUACGAAGAAGAAGGGUAAAGAAAAGAAUGACAAUGUCACUUUAAUAGAAACUGGGAAGAAGCGAAGAAGGGCACCAUCCAAGCUGCUCAAGACACCAUACACAAGAGGUGGGAAGCAACAGCGAAAGUAG
Messenger RNA from Camelina sativa (false flax), 2043 nucleotides. NCBI's taxonomy places the organism in Eukaryota, Viridiplantae, Streptophyta, Magnoliopsida, Brassicales, Brassicaceae. The record is from RefSeq and is a predicted model, not a curated record.